UUUCACGAUUUUUCUUAAAUUAUCAAAAAAGAUACAGAAUAAGGAAAAUUGAAAUCGACAAUAUGACUUCUCAUGAAGAACAACCAGCAAAAAAAAUUCGUUUAAAUUCCGGAGAACCUGUUGUUGUUCUACUGAACGAUACUAAAAAUAGGUCAGAAGAUUCUGAGAAAAUCGCUUCAAAUAUUGAAGUAAAUCAAAUGAUCCGUGAACGAGAUGUUGGAAUUAUUGAAUAUGCUAACCCAUCGAUUCCGGGAUUUUGGGGUGUUAUAAAACAAAGGUUCUCGGAUUUUAUGGUUAAUGAGAUUGAUAAUUCUAGAAAUAUCGUUCAUCUUACAAAUUUUAAUAUUCCAAAAGUAGAAAACCCUGUGGAUAAACCUGACGUUCAAGAUAUAGGGAUACCGAAAGAAAAAAUAUCAGAUGAACAAGUUUUUCAAGAAAUGAAAGCUUUGCUUGGUGAGGAGAUUUCAAACCAAAUUCAAAGUUUAUUAAGUGGUCAGGAUGAAAAUCUCUCAUUUGUUAAUACGAAGGUUGAAAAAGACAAAAACAAAAGAAAAGCCAUUCAUCAAUUUUUUAAGGAUCAUUUUGGCGAUAAGUUAAAUACAGAAGCAAAUGAUGGCGUAAUAAAAGUCAGUAUGCAUACUGAUAAGACUAGAAAGGACAGAAGGAGUAGACAACAAAAAAAUGAUAUCUGGGAUGCAUUGGGUGGAUCUUAUUGUCAGUUUACUUUAUACAAGGAAAAUAAGGAUACAAUUGAAGCUAUUAAUUUUCUGAGCAAGCUUAUAAAAGUUCAUGCAAAAACAUUUUCAUAUGCUGGUACGAAAGAUCGUCGUGCUAUAACUGUUCAGAAAGUAACCGCAAACAGGAUAAAAGCUGAAAGAUUACUCGGAUUAAAUUCUAACCUGAAAGGAAUGAAGUUAGGAAACUUUGAAUAUGUUAAGACUCCAUUAAAGCUUGGUGACUUGAGAGGGAAUCAUUUUAUAACCACAAUAAGAAAUGUUCAAGUUGAAAAUGAGGAAGUAAUUUCGAAAGCUAUAGAAUCUUUGCAAUCACGUGGAUUUGUUAAUUAUUAUGGCAUGCAAAGAUUUGGUAGUUCAUCUAUCCCUACAUUUCAUAUUGGUCGUGCACUUUUACAAAAUAACUGGGAAGAAGCUGUCAAUUUGAUUAUGAAGCCUCGACCCGGAGAUCGUCAGGAUCAUCAAAUAGCAAGACAACAUUGGAUAGAGAAUCAUGAUGCGAAAAAGGCAUUAGAAUUAUUUCCCAAACAGUGUAUUGCAGAAACUCAAAUAUUAAAUUAUUUUGCAAAGACUGGACAACUUAAUGAUUAUGCAGGAGCUUUUGCAACGAUACCAAGAAAUCUACGUCUUAUGUAUGUACAUGCUUAUCAAUCAUAUAUAUGGAAUAGUAUUGUUUCAGAGAGGAUAUGCAUACAUGGUUGUCAUGCUCCAGCUGUAGGAGAUUUGGUUAUUAAGGACGAGGAUUCGAUUGCAGACAUAGAUAGUGAAGAUCUAGUGGAUGAUAAUUUUACUGUUAAUUCGGAUGACAAAAAGGAAAUUAAAGUGAAAGUACUUGCCGAAGAAGAUUUGAAUAAUUAUUCAAUUUUUGACGUGGUGUUACCUUUGCCUGGAUAUUCUGUUAUUUAUCCUAAUAAUAACAUAUUUGAGAAAUAUAAAGAAUUAAUGUGGAAAGAUCAUUUGGAUCCACGCGAAAUGAGAAGAAAUGUCAAGGACUUUUCUUUAUCUGGAUCAUACAGAAAAAUUAUGGGAAAGCCAAAUGAUUUAUCAUGGAAAAUUUUUAAAUAUGAUGAUCAGAAUAUAUCACUGUCCUUGACUGACUUAGAUUUAUUGGAUGGAAAAUCAGAACCAGAAUCAUUACCAAAUGGUAAAAAUACUGCAUUAAGAAUAAAUUUUUCCUUAUCAGCUAGUUCAUAUGCUACAGUAUUAUUAAGAGAAUUAAUGAAACCUACAGAAAAGGAAUAAUUUAAUUUUGAAUUUCAUUGAUUAUAUAAUGCUUAGUGUGUAUGUUACCGAAGCAAAAUCAUUUACUUAUUGGUGUUAAUCAAUUAAUAAUAUCUUGUUUGUAUAUAAUGAUAUUGUUAUAUCUAGGUAAAAGAACGAUCACAAUUAUAAUAUAGCGUCAUGAAGUUAUUAAGUUUAAGCCUCAUAAUUAAUAAAGUCUGUUGUAUAAUAUUGAGUAUUUAUUCA
This is a messenger RNA of Rhizophagus irregularis DAOM 181602=DAOM 197198, 2201 nucleotides long. RefSeq lists its product as uncharacterized. Gene Ontology annotation, cellular component: nucleus. Gene Ontology annotation, biological process: pseudouridine synthesis. The record is from RefSeq and is a predicted model, not a curated record. NCBI's taxonomy places the organism in Eukaryota, Fungi, Glomeromycota, Glomeromycetes, Glomerales, Glomeraceae. Gene Ontology annotation, molecular function: RNA binding; pseudouridine synthase activity.